GCUGUAGCGGGCUGCUCUAGCGACCGCUCAGCCUCCUUCUCUCCAUACUAUUUCUCUCUCUUUUUCUCUCUCUUUCUCUUUCUUUCUCUACUCCACGAUCAAGAGACGAAGGACGUCUCGCGGACGACGUCUCGAGAAGAACUACGAAACGUCGUCGUCGUUUCUUGAUCGUCGAUCGUCAAAUCAAGCAGACAGGCAGAGGAAGAGGAAGACUGGAGGUGGAUCACCGGCAUCGUUUCUCCGGGGGUGGGGAUGGAGCCGGAGCAACGAGGACGACGCGCUUCGUCGACGUCGAGCCUCGGACGCGAGGUCCGUUGCGGUUGUCAGUACUACCAGAGCGACUCGCUUCUGCCGGAACGACGUGCUCUUCAAGCCAGACCAUCAUCCAGGACGAUGCAGCAGCCACCUGCGGUCCGCUGCAGCGAGCACGAGUACGAACCGAUCGCGUCGCCGUCGCCGCAUCCGGCGAUGGCGCCGGUCGUGCGUAUCACCGACACGGACGUGAUGCCCGUCGCCGACAGCGACGACAGCAUCGACGACCGGGGCCGACUGCCGCCGGAGCUGAUCCUGGACGGCGAUCUGAUCCUUCCACUGGAUGGCAAAAUCGAGGACAGCGCGAUGGAGGGUCGCGAGCUCGGCGGGACCGGCGAUACUUCCGAGGAGCAGGAGCCCACGGCACAGCAAUUUCAGGACAGACUCGAAGAGCGGUUCCUCGACGCGCCUACUCCUUAUACCGAGUCCAGGACCGACGGCGAGGUCAAUACCAGCCAGGUAGACUCAUCGGCGAUGGAGGAACUGCCACUUCGGCGAGGCGCUCGCGGUUUAUCUCAACGCAUGAAGACGCAAGCUAGCAAGCUGCGCUCUCGGCUCCGGGAUUUCAAACGCCCCACAUUCUCGUUCCCGCAAAAACGGCAGAAGCCUGAUAAAAAGAAAACGACGACGACAACGACGACGAGAUCGACAGCGAGCAGUGGCAAGUCGGAAAAAUCCCGCAAGUCAGCGGAAAAGCGACCUAGCAGAAUGGAUCGAAUAAGAAUGUCCAUUUCCGAGAAAACGGCGAAACUCAGUUUGCCUGACAGAUCCAAAUUUCAUCUACCGGAGAGACCGAAAUUCAGUUUUCCGGACAAGUCGCGCUUCCACUUGCCGGAGAGGCCAAAGUUCAAUAUUAAAAAGCCCAAUAUACGUUUACCGGAAGCGUUUACUCGCGUUAAACGGCCUCCUCUGCAUGAGCAACAGCAACAUUCGACCGAUUCCACCGCCGGUUCCAAGCGUAACAUCUUCGACUUUGCCACGUAUCCGCGUAUUUUCGACAAGAAGUCCAAGAAGCACGAUGAGUACGCGACGUCUUCGCCUAAAGACUCUAGGACUCAGUCCGCAGAGAGCGCGACCUUUCCUCGUACUCGGAAGAGGAAAUCCUUUGGCGCUAGAUGGACUCAGCGCUUCUCGACUUAUAAUCCGGAUCAGGAUCGUCCGGAAGAAGAGGCAGCAGCAAGCGACUCUCCUCCAUGGCAUCAGAGUUCGAUGGAAGAACCACCAAGGCUAUCGGCCAGAACGGAAGAAGAGAUAUUGGCAGCGGCUCGCGCGAUUCCGUGGGAGGAUACGAGAAAACGGGAUCAAUACGACGAAGAGGAGAUACAGUACAUGGACUAUGAGCAAGAGUCAUCGGAGAUGUCAGAUCGGCAUCCCGCUCCGCCGAAAAGAAUGCAUAAGAUGUCGGAGCGGCAGGAAGAAUCGUACGAGCAAGAAGAAGUAAUGGAUCCGAGAUUAUAUGAUCAAGAAAUAAAACCCGUUCACGGAGAGGAAGUCGAAGAAGAUGAAGAUGCGCCAGCUGAUUGGCAAGCAAAUCAAGAGAUGAUGCUUGAAGAAAAAUUCAGACCGAUUGCCAAGGCACGAUCGUUGGACGAGGAUAUACCGCGAGUUAUGGGACGAGAAGAAUACGAUGAAGCAUUUAUGGCUGUAGAUCCGAGACGAUUUGGACCACAUAAAAUGACUCCUGAAGAGGAAAAAGAGGGCGAAGAAGAAGAAUUAGAAGAGUAUGAAGAAGAACAUGAGCCCUCUUCGAUGCAAUCUGACCGGGAACAGCAAGCAUCUAGUGGCAGUUCUUGCGAUCGAAGGCGUCGCGGAGUCAUAGAAGAGAUCGAUUCUGACGAAUUCUUUGUGCGGGCGAGCGGUAUCAGUCAGGACGACAUCAACCUGAAUAAUUAUCUAACUGACGAGAUUCGAGAAGCUCUUAAAGCGAAAAUCGACGAGCUUCCACCUACUCCGCCGCCUCAACGUCCUAUGAGAACCUUGAAAAAACGUAAGGGGGAUUUAACGGAGCAGCCCAUCGAAGCAAUACCACCAGCAAGACCGAAACGGGAACGCUCGGCGACGGCUCGACGUAGUCGAGAGGCGUCAAUCGUGGAUGAGGUGUUCCGUGAACGCACAAGAAGUGAUUCCAGAAGCGAUUCUAGACAUCUCGUGGUGUAUCAGACGGAGGGGAAUCAAUCGGAACCAUUGCAGGAACCAUUGGACGAUAUAGUCGUGGUAAAACCGGCGCGAAGAAAAUCGAGGUCGUCUUUACGUAGUCAGUCGCAACCACCGAUGGAAACAUCGAUACUCUUCCCCUCGACGCCUGCUGUAUUUGAUUCAUCUGAUUUUCUUCCAGUCACGCCACCCAUUGUACCAGUACGCAGGAAGCGUUCGCACCGAGAGACGAUGGUGGACCGAAGAAACGGCGAUGUGAAUGUACCAAUCUGCAAUGGUCAUCGCGAUGAUGAGUGGGAAAUUGAAAUUGCGAAAAAGCCAGUGAUCCCGACGAGAAAAUCACGAUCGCGACAGUCAUUGGUUGAACGCGAUAUCUUAAGGUCCACAAGCCGUGACAACAUCAUAAAUUUAGACGCACGGCACCGACGAGCGGAAUCCGCGCCGGAACCGGAAGUGGUACCGGUUCCGCCGAAGAGACGAUCUCGUUCGAGAACAACGUCAGUUGCCGCCGACGAGGACAGGACGUCACAUGGCGCAGAGUCUUUGCCGGAAGCCGACUACAUAGAGGAGGAUAUACCGCGAGAGGACGAGAGCGGUUCGAGGGAUUUUUUUGGUUACGCUAUCGUGGAGAAGCGGGAGAAACCACCCAGACCACCACCGCCUAGGAAAAAGCGCAACAAGUUCGCUACGACACCGAGACCGUCCCCGCCUAAACGACCUCAACGAGCGUAUAGCACUCUGGGACCCGCCAGAACGAGGGAUACCAGCGCGGCAUCAGAAACCAUCGGUAUAUUAACACCCACUGAAUCCACGCCGUACAUCGAAAUUGACGCAGAAGAUACCGAGCACAGAGAUCUUCGCAGCGGGAUGCUUAACAAGAUCCAAGGCCGACCACUUCCGGCGCCGCCUCGACCACCCAGGGCGAAGAAGGAGCACGCGAUCGUCGAACGACCUCGCACCCCGUUCGAGUACUCGGAGACAAUGGAAAUGACGGCGGCGACGCAAACCGAUCCAUUGCCGGACGAUAUGGUGAUCGAGGAGAUCACCCAGGCAAAGCUCAUAGUAACGCCUUCAAUAUCAGGUUCACAAGUGAUGGUAUCGAUGGAGCGCAUACCCAGCCCGAGUAGGACAAGCACGCCGCCCGUACCACCACUACCAAUGUCGCAGUUUAUACGAAAGGAGGAGGAAGAAGAAGAAGAAGAGGAGGAGGAGGAGGAGGAAGAACGGCAAGAAGAGGACAUUCGAAUGGCGUAUGGUGAUACGAUGUCACUGAGGACACCAUCGCCGAUGAGAGAAAGAGAUUUAGAAGACAAGUAUCGAUCGGCGCCGCAUUUGAAAGAACGCGUCGCGAAAGAAUCGCAAUCACGACCUCAGGUGAAAUCCUCAGGCCUGCUAUCUGACGAACCGUUGAGGAUCAGCACCCUUGAAGUUGGCGACUUAAAAGUCGAUCGGCUGAGCGUGUCACAGAUAGAAGCGCACAAAAUUAUGGCAUCCGAAGUGGACGCAAUGAUGAUUACGGCGUCGGAAUUGAGAGGCGGCAGCAGUUCGGUGGAAGAGAGUUUUUCGCCAGCUAUCAUCAGAGAACUGAUGGCGAUUAGGAGUCACUUGGAAACCGUAGUGCAAGAGAGACACCGUGAAAGCGAGGAGUCCGCGAGUCGCAAGAUACCCGACAUUCCCACGACCGACGACAGUCAAGUUCGAGAGCAGGAAUCUGUUUUGCAAGAGGAUUCACGAGAAGCGGCAGAAUCCGACGAGGCCAUCGAACCGGUGUUCGCGGAAGACAAGGAGACGGAGACUAACGAGGACCAAAAGGUUGUUAAAACAGACAUAAUAGAUGUCAAGGAUAAAAAAAUAUCACACGCCCUUUCAGUUGCUCAAACCAAAGAAUUCCCUUCCUCACAAAUAUUUGCGAUAGAUGAAUUAGAAUCCAAGGAUAAAGACGAAUUGAUCACACAUUUGCUCAAGGUAGCUCAAGGUAUUCAAGAUAAGUCGUUACGAAUUUUAGAUUCCGAACAUCCCCUAACUUUGAGUUCGCAAACCACGUCGGGCUCUCACGUCGGUGAAUCUCGUGCCUCAUAUCCUCCAUUGGAUGUGCCUUCAGCUCGACCUUCCGAAUCGAGAGUGUCGCCAGAACGCGUUGACGAACCUCCGAGUAGCUCUGUCCAGUCUACUAUCACUUCUACUACUUCCACUGCUACGGCUACUGCUACUGCUACUUCUACUUCUACUGCUACCACUAUUGUUGCCGACCCGGGCACAACAUCUACGAGUCUUCAUGGCAGCAAAGACGAUUUGUCUGAUAGUAAAGAACAGAUUCCUCGUAAAUCGAGGUCUAGAUCCCCUUCGCCUAGCAAAGGUAUCAUGCGACAAACUGCGUCUCCAGUCCGUUCAUUACCACCAGCCAUCUCUGUGACUCCCGACACACCUGAUUCGAUCGUAGAUCGCCAGAGACAUGGCACUUCUGUGGAUGCUCAACCACAGCGUGCCGUCAUUUCCUAUUCUUCGGAUACAAGACACAGUGUCCCUAAGGACGCUCAAUCGCAGCGUGCCGUCAUUUCCCAUUCUUCCGAUACGAGACAAUCCCUUAGAGAGAGACAAAGGGAGUCCUCUGAAUCGCCAGUGUCCUCUUUUCCUUUAAACUCAACUCAUUUAAUCGCCUUUCCAACCUCCGAAAUUCCAAUCCAAUUUUUUUCUCUGAGUGAAAUAAAUCGACACACUGAUAUAGAACCUGGUGUUAUAGACACUACACAGCAGCUUCUCCGAGCUAUUCGAUCGGCCGGUAUAAGAGCCAUGAGGCAUUUUAUAAGAUAUUUAACGUCCACACUAAGUGUAGAUGAUACGACAGAGAAAAUCAGAGAAGUAGAAUUAGCAAUAUGUGCUCUGUUACUUUUGAUUGUAGGCUUGUUGAUAUAUUAUUUUAGUAACACAAAAACUGUAACACAUCUUCACCAUUGGGAUUACUUUAAUCCCCCUCAAUAACAUGUUUUCUACAAUCCAGUUUGUCUAUAUCAUAUGUAUACAUAUUCAUAAAUAAUUCAUUGGUUCAUAGAAAUGAAAAUUUCAUAUUCUUAUAUAAACUUGU
Camponotus floridanus (Florida carpenter ant) is the source of this 5548-nucleotide messenger RNA. RefSeq lists its product as uncharacterized. The record is from RefSeq and is a predicted model, not a curated record. The transcript is spliced from 3 exons. NCBI's taxonomy places the organism in Eukaryota, Metazoa, Arthropoda, Insecta, Hymenoptera, Formicidae. Bases 253 to 5445 code for a protein of 1730 amino acids.